Dracunculus medinensis (Guinea worm) is the source of this 516-nucleotide messenger RNA. Lineage: Eukaryota; Metazoa; Nematoda; Chromadorea; Rhabditida; Dracunculidae. The record is from the annotation of a GenBank genome assembly.
AUGAAUUCAUCUCAGAUAUAUUUCCUAUUGUUAUUCUUUAUCGUAUUCUGCGAGUUAUCAGCAAAAUCGAUUAAUAAAGAAAUUUUUUCUUCAAGCGAAAUUGCUACACCUGAUUUAAUCGACAGUUUCAUUGCCCGAACAAAAGCCGCCGGAACGAAUCAUCACCAUCGAACUCAUAGACGGCAUAGGGCGAUGUUCAAAAGAAAUGGAUCGGUUGGUAUCGAUGAAAAUGGACGAGAAUAUAUUAACUGUCGCAAAAGUAUCAACAAGAAUUAUGCUAUCACGAAACGAUGCUACCGACCAACGAAUUCGAAUGAUAUGGAACUGGGAUGUUACGCUGUUUGGGAUGAAAAGAACGCUAUCCUGCAGCAAGACUGCUGGAUCCAGCAAACAAUUUCAAUGAGUAAUUGUGGCGUUGGUAAAUGUACGGCGAAAAAGAGUAGUUUCUGUUGUUGUUUCGGACAUAAUUGCAACGAUCGAAUCGAAUUAUCGAAUAGAUCACUCGACAACUUAUAA